This is a messenger RNA of Hypoxylon fragiforme, 2142 nucleotides long. RefSeq lists its product as uncharacterized. The transcript has a single exon. Gene Ontology annotation, cellular component: SCF ubiquitin ligase complex. Gene Ontology annotation, molecular function: protein binding. Lineage: Eukaryota; Fungi; Ascomycota; Sordariomycetes; Xylariales; Hypoxylaceae. Gene Ontology annotation, biological process: SCF-dependent proteasomal ubiquitin-dependent protein catabolic process. The coding region runs from base 299 to 1915 and encodes 538 amino acids. The record is from RefSeq and is a predicted model, not a curated record.
CUUAGAUAAUGCAUCCACGGAUGGGGAUCUCAAACUAUCCCAUAGUAGUAUUUUAUCGGGGGAAUCAACGCAUACUAUGUAGUAACUUCAUCCUUAUACGCCAAUCCGUCCAUCAUUAAUAUGGUACAUAACCCCAGCCUCUACCUAUCACGAUUCGUCAUUCUCGCCAGUCUUACCAUUCUUAUACUGCCUAGUAUACAGCUUUAAUCACCUUUAGAACAUACCUACUUAAUUAUAACCUAACCUAGGUAAAUUUAAUUUAAUUGAUGCACCGGCAGCUUGUCUCACUUCCCUCGCCAUGAAUCCACCAGAUCAACAGAUACAAUCUGAGUUGGAAAACUUUAGAGAACAAUGGCGAGCUGAAGUUUCAGCUCGUUCAAGAAAUACAGAUAGCUCACAACAUCAGCAACCGCGAGAGCAACACCAAAGACCGGCCUUAAACCAAGCAGGGUCCUCUUCAGCAUCUAACAAACCUCUCAAAAGAAAUGAAUUUACUCACCGAAAGUCUACCUCCAAGACUGUUCAACAGUUGGAAGACGAGGAUGAAUACUAUCAAGCACCAUCCUUCGAUGACCCGGAUACCGGCGCUAGCAAAACUACGGGGGAGCACAAGCUAGGCCGUCAUGAUGUCUUGACUAGCUCUAGUAAAGAAAAGGGGCCGCAAGAGCCUGAAACUGCCCUAGAUAUCUAUGAACAGGCAGUGGAAAGGGAGGCUACCGGGAUGCUCGGCGACAGUCUACAACUCUAUCGCAAGGCAUUCCGGAUGGAUGAUAAUGUCGAUCAGUCGUAUCGCAACAAACACUUCCCGGGCCGAUGGAACAAACCCGGCCAGGCUAACCCGUCCAACGCGGCCGUGACGGUUCCUAAUACCGCUCAUCACUCCCUAGAAGGCCCCACUUUAUCUUUACCAGAUCUUAUCUUCAGCUUCUCCCAGCUCAAGAUCGAGGGCGCGCCCCCUGAAUGUGAAGGUGUACCACCACCUCCAUGCCCCAUGGCCGAACUUCCCGACGAAAUUCUCAUCCACAUUCUGCGCGAUGUAGCCAUCGCGGACGUUGGCGACUUUGUCCGUUUAGCCCAGGUCUGCAAACGGUUAGCUUUCUUAGUCGCUACCGAAGACCAAAUCUGGCGGCGCAUCUGUCUAGGGACUGAGUUUGGGUUUGGUGGCAUGCAGUAUCACUGGCAGCGAGGCAUCCAAUGGGAGCCGCUCGACGAAGCGCAGGAGCUUGCCGACGAAGAUGUCUUUACCAUGGACGAGCUAGCUCAGCGGCGUCAAGAGGAAAGCCGAGCCACCACCGAUAUCCUUUGGCAUAGCCUAUAUUCGUCAUCCUGGCAGAAGAUGUUCCGUCGGCGACCCAGGAUACGCUUCAACGGGUGCUACAUCAGCACCGUCAACUAUAUCCGCUCCGGCCAAGCCUCAGCGCAUCAGGUGACCUGGAAUAGCCCCGUGCACAUCGUCACAUAUUACCGCUACCUCCGUCUCUUCCGCGACGGCACAGCCAUCAGUCUCCUCACGACCGAAGAGCCGGCGCACGUCGUGCAUCACAUGACGAAGGACAACCUGCUCCUCCACCGCGGACACGCGUCCAUGCACCUCCCCUCAGCCGUCAUGAGUUCCGCGCUCACCGGCCGCUGGCGCCUGUCCUCGUCCUCCGAUAACCCGGACGCAAGCCCCGCCGAUAUGGAAGGCGACCUGUAUGUCGAAACUGAGGGCGCCGUCGGGCCCAGGUACAUGUACCGCAUGGAGCUGACGUUCCGCGCCGCGGGAAAGGCUGCGGUGGCGAAGAUCAAUAAGCUCGCGUGGAAGGGCUUCUGGAGCUAUAAUAAGUUGACGGAUGACUGGGCGGAGUUUUCGCUUAAGAAUGAUAAGCCGUUCUUUUUUAGUCGGGUUAAGAGUUAUGGUGUUACUGGCGAAUAGUGAGGAGAGGGGGGUUGAUGUAUGGAAGUUGAUUGAUGGAUGAAGAAGAGAGAGGGAGGCCGAUAUGGCCUCCCUAUGUUGUGUUUGAGGGGGUGAUGAGGUCUUGGGGUUAUGGCAAUAGACAAACGCACAAUACGCGUUAUGAAUCACGAGAUCAUCGAAUAGAGAUAUGAACAGGUAGCAUUUAGGGAUAUUUUAUUUUACGUUACAUGUUAGUCUUCAUCCGA